AUGACUGACGCUGUUGAAACAAUGGAGAUUGAUUCUAUCUUGGAGGAAGAUCUCUUGGGUACUGAUUUGGAUAAUGCAAUCCAAGACGAUCUAAAUCUAGUCGAAUCUACAGAAAAGACUCAUCCAGAACAAGACCUCAGCACUCUCGACACAACACGCCAGGAAGCAAUCUUUCUUCAAGGAGUAGAUGAGAUGAGCACCGAGGAUAUCUGGGAAUAUUGUUCUGGAUUACCUUUGUCAAAGGUUGAAUGGAUUGAUGAUUCACAUUGUAAUCUUGUAUUCUCCUCAGAAGAGGAAGCAAUAAAGGCAGCUCAUGAUUUAGUUAGUUUUCCUCUUGCUGAGGAUGAGACGUUAUCAACGACCAGAUUGCGAAAAGCAAAAAUCUACACCCGUUCAAAAGAUGGAGAGAAUUUUGAAUCUCUCCAGAUCCGAUGUGCUACAAUGGACGACAUCAAGAUUCAAGGAGCAGGCAAUUAUAGUCGUUAUUAUCUCUUGCACGGCACAGACUCAUCAAUACGACGACAACAGCAACAACAAAGAUCAACAUCCUCAAACAAACGGACGGCCCCGGUCAGAAAGACUGACGAGGAGGGUAAUCCUUUACCUAUCACGAGUCGCCUGGGUGAGCGAAGAACCGACCAGCCUCAAAGAGAGAGAGUAGAUCGACGUACAGAAUAUAGAGAUGUCAGAGGUGAAGGCAGACGAAGAGAAAGAAGAGAAAGAGGAGUAGGAGGAGAGAGCGUGCUUAGCCGCCUUGGAGCUCGGAUUUCUUCAAACACAGGUCCUGAUGACAAUGAUCGUUAUCCAGCAUGGCAAAGAAGGCAAAGAUCGUCGCGUAGACGGAGAUCGAUGUCCCCCGUACGAUCUACAGAACCAGACGGUGAUUCCACAGCAGAAAAGGGGCUUGAUUGCUUGUCUGAGAGUCUACGGGGUAGACUUGGAACAAAAAAGACAUCUUAG
Molecule: messenger RNA, 960 nt
Organism: Phycomyces blakesleeanus NRRL 1555(-)
Lineage: Eukaryota; Fungi; Mucoromycota; Mucoromycetes; Mucorales; Phycomycetaceae
Exons: 3
Coding region: 1-960 (319 amino acids)
Cellular component (GO): cytosol; nucleus
Molecular function (GO): mRNA binding; RNA 7-methylguanosine cap binding
Source: RefSeq, a predicted model, not a curated record